AAGGAUGCUUCCUAAUACCUGCAUUCUGCUAUUAUGCCUCCUCUGCUCUCUCUCCCCUCUUAUCAGAGCCACUCUCAACCUCAAUCUCACUCUCCCCCAUCAGCACCCCAACCCUGAAGUUGUUGUUGACGAAGUUCAAAGGAGACUCAAUGUAUCCAUAUCGAGAAGACAAGUGCUCUCUGUACAGGAAAACGAUGGGUCGUCGUGUCUCACCGGUAACCCCGUUGACGACUGCUGGCGGUGCGACCCCAACUGGCAAAACAACCGGCAGCGCCUCGCCGACUGCGGCAUUGGGUUCGGCCUAGACGCUAUGGGCGGCAAGGGCGGUCAGUUCUAUGUGGUCACCGACUCCUCCGACGAGGACCCCAUCAACCCCGCUCCGGGCACUCUCCGGCACGCUGUGAUCCAGACUCAACCCCUGUGGAUUACCUUCUCCACCAACAUGCUCAUCAAACUCAAGUACGAGCUCAUCGUCAACAGCUUCAAGACCAUAGACGGGCGCGGAGCCAAUGUGCACAUCACCGGCAGGGGCUGCAUGACCCUGCAGUACGUGAGCAACGUCAUCAUCCACGGCGUCCACGUUCACCACUGUGUGCCCUCUGGGAACGCCGACAUCCGAUCAUCCCCCACACACGUGGGAUGGCGUGGGAAAUCGGACGGCGACGGAAUCUCCAUAUUUGGGUCGAGGAAGAUCUGGAUCGACCAUUGCUCGCUGUCAUACUGUAGGGAUGGAUUGAUUGAUGCAAUAAUGGGUUCGACCGGGAUCACCAUAUCGAACAACUACUUCUCCCAUCAUGACGAGGUGAUGCUUUUAGGGCACGACGACAAGUACUCGCCGGACUCCGGGAUGCAGGUGACAAUAGCCUUCAACCACUUCGGUGAGGGGCUGGUGCAGCGUAUGCCUCGCUGCCGGCGUGGCUACAUCCACGUGGUCAACAACGACUUCACCCAGUGGGAGAUGUAUGCCAUUGGCGGCAGCGCCAACCCCACCAUCAACAGCCAGGGUAAUCGCUAUACUGCGCCUGGGGACAUCAACGCCAAGGAGGUGACAAAGCGCGUGGAGACAGACGAGGAGGAUUGGGCAGAAUGGAACUGGAGGACAGAAGGGGACGUAAUGGUAAAUGGAGCUUUCUUUGUGCCAUCAGGGGUAGGGCUGAGCACUCAGUACGCCAAGGCUUCCAGUGUGGAGCCCAAGUCCGCCGCUCUCAUUCAGCAGCUCACCAUGAACGCCGGCGCCCUCAGUGGCUCCAGGGAUGACUCCAUGGGCGUAUCGUAUCCGGGGUUCAGCAGUGGGGGGACCAGCAGCAGCAUAAGCAACAAUGGUGGUCACGGGUCCAGCGAUGAUCCUGAUUACUUUGGGAUGAUAUUCGGGAGUGGGAGCGGGAGCGGCGCACCACCGCCACCCUCAGUUACAAUCCCUAUGUUUUUUUCUCUUUUAAUUAUCUUAAUUUUGUACGUUACCAUCAACCAUGGUGGUGUAUUAUUAUUUCUCUAAUGG
Messenger RNA from Vitis vinifera (wine grape), 1498 nucleotides. RefSeq names its product probable pectate lyase 12-like. NCBI's taxonomy places the organism in Eukaryota, Viridiplantae, Streptophyta, Magnoliopsida, Vitales, Vitaceae. Gene Ontology annotation, molecular function: pectate lyase activity. The record is from RefSeq and is marked provisional.